Molecule: messenger RNA, 1299 nt
Organism: Daldinia loculata
Lineage: Eukaryota; Fungi; Ascomycota; Sordariomycetes; Xylariales; Hypoxylaceae
Product: glycosyltransferase family 2 protein
Exons: 1
Coding region: 1-1299 (432 amino acids)
Source: RefSeq, a predicted model, not a curated record
AUGUUCAACCAACCCAUCCCGACCCUCGAAUUCGGCCUUCUCCUUGGCCUCUACCUCUGGGACUACACCGACGGCGAACAAGGGAGAACACUCGCGAGGCAAUACCAACCUUUUCCCUUACCGUCAAAAGAGGAUGCUCGAUACAGCCCUUCCGAUGUUUCUAUCGUUGUACCAACUAUCGACUGGGAUGAAACCCUUCCUAACAAUCUCAUAACCUGGCUUGCCAACAAUCCACGCGAGGUAAUCUUCGUUACCAUCGACCGCGAGCUAUCAAGGUUACAAAACGACCUUCAGUCUGCCCCUGGUGUCAAGGAGGCGAUGGAAGAAAGCGGAGCGGAAAUCUUUAUCUUUUCGGUACCGCAAGCCAACAAGCGAACUCAGCUAUGUCGAGGCAUUAACGAAGCAACAGGCAAUAUCAUCGCUCUCGUCGAUGACGACGCCCUAUGGACAACUCAGUAUGUACUAACAAAUCUACUUGCCCCUUUCCAGGACGACAAUAUAGGCCUUGUUGGAGGACCCAUCGACUCGCACGUACCAGAGAAACGUCAAAAUUCCAAAGUCAUCACCGGCUGGGAAGUUGCCGCUCUUAGGAUACGACAGAGGCGAGAAAAUGGCAUGGCAGCUUUCUAUGCCGCCGACGGCUCAACAAACUUCACAGUUUCAGGACUUACAAUGUUGUUGAGAGCAGAGAUAGUGAAGGAUGCUUACUUUCAAUACCUCUUCAUGAACGACAUGUGGAAUGGAAUGAGGCAGAAUACUGGCGACGAUGGGUUCAUCACACGUUACAUCCUUUACCAGCAUCACCUCACCGAUCGCUUCAGGUCUACUGUCCUACCAAAGCAAUGGAGACUUGGUAUUCAACUCAACCCCGAGGCCCGAGUCCUAACGAGUUUGAUGCGGACCAGUGCCUUCGCUCACCAGAGCAAAAGAUGGUACCGAUCUGGCCUUAGACUGCGGCUCACUUGCCUCCUAUACGAACCGGGAUACCGCAUGAUGAAAGUAACGGCGCCUUAUAUGACUCGAAAGAUGGCCGGGGGCAUGAUAACCCCCAUUUUCACUAUCGUUCGGGCAUAUCUCUGGUAUAGAUUGUGGGUGAACUUUCCUUGGUUCGCACUGGCUUUGCUUUCUUAUGUUCUGUACAAUUGGUUUUCCGGCCUUUAUGCAUUCUACCGGCGGUUCCCAUACUGUGGCUCAAAAAUAUGGGCUGCCAUGAUCGCCGACAACUUGUAUCUCAUCUCCGAUUUCUAUUCCUGGGCGACCCUAUCUACCGAGUCGUGGACUAAUAGAUCAAGUGUCUAA